UUAAAAAGUUGUUUUAUUUUUUUUUAUGAGUUACGCUAUUAGAUAAAAAGAAAACGCUUUGCACGUGACACUGACAACAUUAAAGAUACUGCCACGUGUUUGGCUUUACAGUUAACUGAUAGAACGACGUCGUUUUAAGCAUUUGCACUGAAUCACUGCGAGAGUCGGCUUCCCAACCGAAACCCUAGGGGCUAGACCAGUCCCCCUUCGUGCUCUGCAGAAAAUGGAAGCAGUGGAGGCCGAGCGAAAUGACCAAAACACCCCGGCUCCUCCUCCUCCUCCUCUGACUCUCUCCAAAAACGCUCAGAAGAAGCUGUUGAAGCAGCAGAGGAUGGAAGCGAAGAAGGCGGAGAAGAAAGCGGCCAUGAAGGAGCAGAAGAAGAAAGAAGCGGAGCGGAAGCGGAAGGAGUGGGAGGAGAUGCUUGCGAGCGUCGACGAAGAAGAGAGAUCAAAGCUGAUAGAGUCACGAAAAUGCCUCAGAAAGGAGAGAAUGGAGAAGAGGUCGGAGGAGAGGGAGAAGAAGGUCCAGAGACUUACCAAUGCCAAAGAACACGGCCAGAACAUCGUCGUUGAUCUCGACUUCUCUGACCUUAUGACGCCUAACGAAAUCAAUAGCCUUGUUCAACAGAUUAUGUAUUGUUAUGCGGUGAACAGAAGAUGUGCUUCUCCCUGCCAUCUCUGGUUGACUGGAUGCAAUGGGAAAAUGGGAAGUCAAUUGCAAAGGCUUCCAGGAUUUGAUAAGUGGAUAAUUGAGAAGGAGAAUCAAUCAUAUAUUGAAGCAUUGCAAGAUGAGAAACACAAUCUGGUAUAUCUCACAGCAGAUUCAGAAACUAUUCUGGAUGAACUUGACCCAAAGAAAAUAUAUAUUGUUGGUGGUUUAGUGGAUAGGAACCGGUGGAAAGGGAUAACAAUGAAGAAAGCACAAGAGCAAGGUAUCCAAACUGCAAAACUCCCUAUCGGGAAUUACUUGAAGAUGUCGAGUUCCCAGGUCCUCACUGUAAAUCAAGUAAUAGAGAUACUCCUCAAGUUCUUGGAAACCAAGGAUUGGAAGGCUUCAUUCUUUCAGGUGAUUCCCCAAAGGAAAAGAGGUGGAGCUGAUUCAGAAGAUUGCCAGGGAGAAGUAGAAGAAGGAGAAGAAAACGAAGAGGGAGAAGACCAACUAGAGAUGAAAAAGAUGCGCACUGAAUCCCCUUCCAAUGGCUAGAGGAAUUUACUGACACAUAACUUUGAUUGCCCUUGAAGCAGUUUUUGCCCCUCAACAUAGUUUGUUCAGAAUAAUUAGAAAUCAGUGCUGUAAAAUGUUAUUCACCCGGUUAUUGUCAAGAAGAGCCCUUUUGUUUC
Molecule: messenger RNA, 1341 nt
Organism: Vitis vinifera (wine grape)
Lineage: Eukaryota; Viridiplantae; Streptophyta; Magnoliopsida; Vitales; Vitaceae
Product: tRNA (guanine(9)-N1)-methyltransferase
Exons: 3
Coding region: 224-1204 (326 amino acids)
Biological process (GO): tRNA N1-guanine methylation
Cellular component (GO): nucleus
Molecular function (GO): tRNA binding
Source: RefSeq, a predicted model, not a curated record